Sebastes umbrosus (honeycomb rockfish) is the source of this 1593-nucleotide messenger RNA. Its product is annotated as homeobox protein engrailed-1-B-like. Gene Ontology annotation, molecular function: DNA-binding transcription factor activity, RNA polymerase II-specific; RNA polymerase II cis-regulatory region sequence-specific DNA binding. The coding region runs from base 306 to 1088 and encodes 260 amino acids. Gene Ontology annotation, biological process: multicellular organism development; regulation of transcription by RNA polymerase II; neuron differentiation. The transcript is spliced from 2 exons. The record is from RefSeq and is a predicted model, not a curated record. Lineage: Eukaryota; Metazoa; Chordata; Actinopteri; Perciformes; Sebastidae. Gene Ontology annotation, cellular component: nucleus.
UCUCCUGAUUGGACGCCAUCACCUGUGACAGAAUCCGAACUCAGCUCCUGAUUGGUCCAACCUCGCACACGUGGUUCCUGUCUGAGGGUGUGUGUAAGAGACAGAAAGAAACACACACAUGGAGGAGGAGAGAGUUUAGGAAGGGAGGCAGAUAUUAUGGUGCACCGGAGAGAGAGGGACUAACGGGGAGCUAUGCCAGGGAGGCUUUUAGGAUAAUAAAAAUAUAUUUUUUAAUGCUGUUCUUCUAAUUAAUUGGAUACCUGAAGGAGGUGGUGCAACAAGUGGAGUUUUUUUCUCUCCCAGCUAUGGAAGAAGAGCAGAAGGACUCCACCAACGAGGAGGAGAGCAUGAACCUCCCAUCUCCUCCUGUGAUUUUACCCCACCAAGCUUUACAGCAGCAGAACCACAGAACCACCAACUUCUUCAUAGACAACAUCCUGCGACCUGACUUCGGCUGCAGAAAGGAGAACCUGCUGGGUGCGCGUCUGCAAGCUGCGUGUCUGGACUCCAACUGCAGCAGCGACAGCACCUCUUCAUCACCUUCUUCGUCCUCCUCUUCUUCAUCUUCCUCCACGUCCUCCUCGCCGUCGAACAAGCAGAACUCGUCCAAACAGGCUGAACCGAGCUCGUCUAUUAGGGUUGUGAGUGGCAGGAAUGAUGGAGGAUCUCCUCCUCCCAGGACCAAGGAGAGCCAGCCCAUGUUGUGGCCAGCUUGGGUUUACUGUACCAGAUACUCGGACCGGCCCUCAUCUGUCUCCACGCCAGGCCCAAGGACACGCAAACUGAAAAAGAAGAAGAGCAGCACCAAGGAGGACAAGCGGCCGAGGACUGCCUUCACGGCCGAGCAGCUGCAGAGACUGAAAACCGAGUUCACGGCCAACCGGUACAUAACGGAGCAGCGGAGACAGAGUCUGGCUCAGGAACUGAACCUGAACGAGUCCCAGAUCAAAAUCUGGUUCCAGAACAAGAGGGCUAAGAUUAAAAAAGCCACCGGCUACAAGAACGGCCUGGCCCUGCAGCUCAUGGCGCAAGGACUGUACAACCACUCCACGACCACCGUGCAGGAGGACAAGGAGGACAGUGAAUAGGACAAGUCCCCAAUGCAUGGGGGACAAGGAGGACAGUGAAUAAGACAUGUCCCCAAUGCAUGGGGGACAAGGAGGACAGUAAAUAAGACAUGUCCCCAAUGCAUGGAGGACAAGGAGGACAGUGAAUGAGACAUGUCCCCAAUGCAUGGGGGACACAACUGGACUCUCUCUGGAGAUAAAAAAAUGAACACUAUUUAAAAAAAACACAGAUUUCUGUUUAUGGUGACAGUAUAUGGACAUAAUUAUAUAAAUGAACGGUCGUUAUUAAAGUUUAUAUAGCCAAACAGUUAUCAUGUUGUAUACAGUAUAUUUAAUUUCACCUCUCAUCCGGGUCUUUUCCUGUCUGUUUUCUGUCUAAUUGGCUCUAUAGGGUUUUUUGUGGUCCCCCCCCCCUUCAUACUUUACAUGCGACACAUUUUUCCUUCAACACAUCCGACUCAAAACAAGCCAAAGAUUUUAAUAUGUUCACAUGUAGACUGAAAUAAAGAAGAGAACGGUAGAUAUA